UAUGAAGAAGGCAGUAAAAGAGGCUGAGAGAAUAUCUUCUAAAAUAUCAUCUCCUAUGAUUGUUGAUUUAUUUGAAUCUCAAGGUUCAGGUAUAUUACCAUAUUUAAAGAACUCAUUGAAAACUAGAUUAGCAUUAAAUUAAACAGAAUCUUGUUUUAUUGGUAAUAGAAGUAUCAAAGUUAUUUAGAUUUUAAACGAAGUUAGUUUCCUUUAUUUGCAAAAGAUAGAUAUUUUGAAUUUUUAGAAGCUUAUAAUAGAAAGGAUAAAGUAGAUUUAAUUAGAUUAUUGUCUGUGCCAUUAUAUGAUGUAUUUGUAAUAUUUGAAAUAUUAGAUUGUAAAAGCAAGUCUUAAAGAUAAUAAACCUUUGCCUUUUAAAUUAUAUAAAGAAAUGACUGAUGCUUAAUUAGUUUAAGCUAGAUUAUUUUCAUAAAAGAAGAUGGCAUUAUAAUCAUCAUAAACAUGGCAUCAAAUUACUGUUAAAUUUAAUUUUAUUGAUCCAGAAAGUAAGAAAGAUGUUGUAAAAUACAAUGUUUUAGAAAGAAGAGAAUCAGAUAGUUCUGAAAAGGAUUGGCGUAUAUGUAAAUUAGAUUGAU
Messenger RNA from Paramecium pentaurelia, 593 nucleotides. NCBI's taxonomy places the organism in Eukaryota, Ciliophora, Oligohymenophorea, Peniculida, Parameciidae. The record is from the annotation of a GenBank genome assembly.